Balaenoptera acutorostrata (minke whale) is the source of this 586-nucleotide messenger RNA. RefSeq names its product ragulator complex protein LAMTOR3-like. The record is from RefSeq and is a predicted model, not a curated record. NCBI's taxonomy places the organism in Eukaryota, Metazoa, Chordata, Mammalia, Artiodactyla, Balaenopteridae. The transcript has a single exon. Gene Ontology annotation, cellular component: Ragulator complex. Gene Ontology annotation, biological process: positive regulation of TOR signaling; cellular response to amino acid stimulus. Bases 1 to 375 code for a protein of 124 amino acids.
AUGGCGGAUGACCUACAACGAUUCCUGUAUAAAAAACUACCACGUGUUGAGGGGGUCCAUGCUAUUGUUGUAUCGGAUAGAGAUGGAGUGCCUUUCAUUAAAGGGGCCAAUGAUAAUGCUCCAGAGCAUGCUUUGAGACCUGGUUUCUUGUCUACUUUUGCCCUUGCAACAGACCAAGGGAGCAAACUUGGAUUUUCAAAAAAUAAAAGUAUCACCUGUUACUAUAACACCUACCAGGUGGUUCAAUUCAAUCGUUUACCUUUGGUGGUGAGUUUCAUAGCCAGCAACAAUGCUAAUACAGGACUAAUCGUCAGCCUGGAAAAGGAACUUGCUCCAUUAUUUGAAGAACUGAGACAAAUUGUGGAAGUUUCUUAAUCUGGCAGUGGUUUCUAUGUAUACCUUAUCUUCAUUAUAUCAGACACAGUGUCAAUCCAGCAAUCUUUGGACCACAGCAACACUUGUAUCCAUGUACUCAAGAAAGGGCCCCUUUUUCCACCUUACGCUAGAGAAAGAGCCUAUAGAUAGAAUUUAUGGACAGAUUGAUUGUUAUCUUUUCUUGUAUAGGGCCUUUUCUUAUUUGUGAGAU